Molecule: messenger RNA, 2760 nt
Organism: Thrips palmi
Lineage: Eukaryota; Metazoa; Arthropoda; Insecta; Thysanoptera; Thripidae
Exons: 7
Coding region: 292-2511 (739 amino acids)
Molecular function (GO): protein binding
Source: RefSeq, a predicted model, not a curated record
UUUAUCUAUACUUGCCAACUGCUGUUGCCGAUGACUUGAAAGAAACUGCUGUCAAAACUGCUGUUGCUGUCCGGCACGAACUUUUCUAAAUCAACUGCUUGAAAGGGCCUCACUACCCGGCACACGGCGUGUGGGGAAAGGCUACGAUGAACGUUCGCCAUUGUCUGCGAGCUAGAUUCUGUAAAUAGAGAAAGUUUGAUGGAAUGUGCGUCGGUGAGAUUAUGACCGCCAAGCGCAUGCCUCUGCCUGUCUGUGUUUCAGAGUUGCAGCUUCGUGCAAGCCACGCAAGCCAUGUCUCCGCGGGGCCCUCAGCCUUUGCCUCUGCCGCCACCGCCGGUGUACCUGAAACCGUGGCGGCCGCGGGUCCCGGUCACCAGGCCGCUGCAGUACCUCAAGGUGGACGCGCUCAAGUCGCAGGUGAAUGCUUCCCUCGACGCGCGGGUGGCGCCCUUCGUGGCGCAGACCAGCGCGCCGACCGUGGAGCGCUCCAAGGCCCAGGUCGCGAACGCCUCCGUCCUGAGCGCGAUGAAGGACGCCCUCCGCCAGGUGAUGGCCGACGUGGUGCAGAACGCCAUGCCCCUCGUAGAGCAAGUCAUUGACCAGGCCAGCGUGGAAGCGGGCAAGUACCUGGCGGAGGACGACGCCAAGUUAACUGCCGAACAGUCUCUAUCGUUCGUCGAGACCUCGUUCCGGCCCAAGGUGAUGUCCGUGCUGGACGCGGCGGUGGCCUCGCCGAAGACCAACCAGCUGGUGCAGUCGUCCAUCGAGAAGGCCGUGGAGGACGCGCUGACGGACACUCAGUCCGAGGUGGUGUCCACCCUGUCGCACUGGGCGCUGCACCGCACCGUCGAGACCAUGCUGCUGACGGAGGUCUUCCCCGCCAUGACGCGCACGGUCCUGGACACCUUCAUUCAGCGCGCCCAGAAGCUGGUUCGCGUCGGCGGUCUAGUCCCCGCCGGGACGACGGAUUCUCGCACCGUGACGCGUGUCACCGCGUUGGAGGUGGCGGCGGAGACCAUGCAGCGCUGUCUGCGCCUAGGGCCUCCGCCUGUGCCCGUGCCCGUGCCCGUCGUGCCGCCGCCCACGCCGUCCACGCCCCUGUCCUCGCUCGCGGCCUUGCCGGCCUUGCCCGCGGCGUCGUCGCCGGCGCCGCUGCUGCCCAGCACGGUGCCACAGCAGGCCAAGAAGAUAGCCAUACCUAUCCGGGCUCCACCGCCCCCCUUCCCCUUCACUCGUUCGAGGCCAGGCGUGUUGCGGCCACAGUGUAGGCCCAAGCCGCAGCUGGACGCGCUGCCGGACGACGUGCUGCUGGAGGUGCUGCGGUGCGUCGAGCCCACCGAGAUCCUGCAGUGCGCGCUCGUCAACCGGCGCUGGUUCAGGCUGAGUCGCAGCGACGCGCUGUGGCGCCGCAAAGAGAUCAGGUACGACCCCUCCUCGCGGGCGGCGUUCGCGGCCGUGCUGCGCUGCGCCCCCGCGCUGCGCAUGGUGGACUGCGAGGCCAUGACGGCCACGGCGGGCUGCGGCGAGCACGCCUCGUCCUCGUCGCCCGGCUCCAUGUCGGACCACGACCUGUUGCGACUGCUGCACUCGCCCUGCCGCAUCAACGGCCUGCGCCUGCCCGCCGCGCUGGCCAGCGCGCCCUCCCUGGUCGUCUCCGUGCUGGAGAAGCACAAGGACACCCUGGCGCAGCUGCACCUGGUGUCCAAGCCCGGCCAGGGCGACCCCUGCGACCUGAGCGCGCUGCUCCACGCCGUGGACCACCUGCCGCACCUCUGGAAGCUCACCCUCGCGGGGCCCUUCAACCUGGAGUACACCUUCGGGCCGAGGAUGAUGGGGGCGCCGAGGCGGAAGCUACUGAGCUUGGACCUGUCGCAGUACUCGUCCACGUCGCCGCACACGGCCUGCAGCCUCAUCGACGCGUACUCGGUCACGCUGUGCUCCGUGGCGCUGCCGCCGAGCGCCGGCGCCAAGGAGCUCGGGUGCCUGAAGGCGUGCUUGAAGCUGAGCAGCCUGACGGCGGCCGCGGACGUGCUGUCGCAGCUGAGCGUGCUGCCGCCGGUCUCCAGCCUCACCGUGACGGCGCCGCGGCGCAGUCCCCUCGUAGGAUUCGGCUUCGGGUGCCUCCCGGAGAAGGCCGCUGCCGCCGGCAAGCUGCUGCACCUGACGCUGGACGGCGUGCCCGUGGCCUGCGACAUCCCCGUCGUGGUGCGCCAGGCCAUCGGCUCCGUCAGCAUCCUGACCCUGAGGCGCGUCGACAUGGAGGGCCACGUUCGCUUCGUGGGCCAGAUGCCCAGCCUGGAGCACAUCGUGUUCGACGGGGUGGAGGACCUGUCCGACAAGCACCUGCGCCAGCUCGCCGAGUCCAAGCCCCACCUCAGGAGCCUCUACGUGCUGCGGUCGCUGCGCUGCUCCGAAGACGUCUGCUGGGCGCCCGUCGCUCGCUACAUGGAGGCCGCCUGGCCCCGGGCAGACAUCCACCUCGACCUGCAGUGCAGCUGCAAGACGCAGUGAUGGCGCGGGGGCCCGCUGGUUGAGACAAGACUCAUUUUCAAGAAUUUGCCUCGUGCAAAGUCAAUGUCAAUGUGUCAUUAUGAUUUAAGUUAGAAAUGUGUGAUGAUGUUUUUAAAUAAUAUCCCUAUCUUUGUUAAGGCGUCCCUGUUAUGACGCCUUUAAAUUAAGUUUAAGUUAGGUAGCGUCAAAUAUCAGAGUAUUCUUUUAUAAUUACUCUUGCAUCCCUCAAUAAAUAUUUUUGUACUUUCA